Nematolebias whitei (Rio pearlfish) is the source of this 855-nucleotide messenger RNA. RefSeq names its product endonuclease domain-containing 1 protein-like. The coding region runs from base 1 to 855 and encodes 284 amino acids. The transcript has 2 exons. The record is from RefSeq and is a predicted model, not a curated record. Gene Ontology annotation, molecular function: nucleic acid binding; hydrolase activity; metal ion binding. Lineage: Eukaryota; Metazoa; Chordata; Actinopteri; Cyprinodontiformes; Rivulidae.
AUGCUAACCUGUGUGUUUCUGCAGGGGGUCCAGGCAGGAGUAGUGGUGGACUUCAACCACGCAGAGCGCUGUAAGGACUUUCUGUUCAUGGGCACCCCUCCAAGAGGCUACCUGGGCAGCUCCUUUAAGAAGAUCUGCCAAAGGUAUGAGGACAAACCCUGCUACGUCACGCUGUAUGACCCCCAGAAACACAUCCCCGUCUACUCUGCAUACACCUUCAAGAAGACCGACGGAGAGAAGCAGGUGGACUUCCCCUGGAUGUUUGAACCUCAGUUGGCCUCAGAGAAGAGCAGCAGCAACAUGGAGCCCUUCCCCCAAUCUAUAAACAUGCACAUGAACUUUGAGGACACCCAGGCCGUCCUGGAAGACUACUCCGACGUGGUUCAGUAUGAACGAGGACAAUUAAAUCCCAAUGAACACCAGGCGGACCCUCUAGACAAAGCCUCCACCUACAGCUUGACCAACGUUGUGCCUCAGAUUAGGGAGUUCAAUAUGGGUCCUUGGACCGAACACCAGGAUGUCAUCCGCAAACGCCUCAACAACUACUGCCGAGGAAAAGCCUUCGUGGUCAGCGGAGUCACCACCUCAGGACACACGAUCCGUCGCAACAACAUGGAUCGCGUGGCCGUUCCAGAGUACAUGUGGUCAGCGUACUGUUGCACAGAGUUCGACCAAAACGCACCGUACUUUGUGCGCUACAAGUUCCCCGUGUUUGGAGCUUACGGGCUCAACGAACGCAUCAACAACCAGAUGGUGGAGGUUCCUGUGAAGAACCUGGAGAAGUUUCUUAAAGGCAGGAUGAACGUGGAUAAGAACUUCCAGAUUUUCUACAAUGACUGUGUGCCAGAAAACUAA